UUCCGGUCCUUUUUCCGGGCGGAAGUGGGCGUGGCGCUGAGGGGAAAACAGCCCUCCUUUCCGGUGUAGGGGCACAGUUGAAGAAGCGACGGAGGGUCGAGGAGUCGUUCGUGAGGAUGACCCGGCACGGCAAGAACUGCACGGCAGGGGCCGUCUAUACCUACCACGAGAAGAAGAAGGACACAGCGGCCUCAGGCUAUGGGACCCAGAACAUUCGACUGAGCCGGGAUGCUGUCAAGGACUUUGACUGCUGCUGCCUCUCUCUGCAGCCCUGCCACGACCCUGUCGUCACCCCGGAUGGUUACCUGUACGAGCGUGAGGCGAUCCUGGAGUACAUUUUGCACCAGAAGAAGGAGAUCGCCCGGCAGAUGAAGGCCUACGAGAAGCAGCGGGAUGCCCGGCGUGAGGAACAGAAAGAGCUGCAGCGGGCGGCGGCACAGGACCAGGUGCGGGGCUUCCUGGAGAAGGAGGCAGCCAUCGUGAGCCGGCCCCUCAACCCCUUCACGCCCAAGGCCGCCCCUGAGACCCGUCCAGAUGACGCCCGCCCCGGGGCCAGUGUGGGCCCCACGGGCAAGGACAAGGACAAAGCACUGCCCAGCUUCUGGAUCCCGUCGCUGACCCCCGAGGCCAAGGCCACCAAGCUGGAGAAGCCUUCGCGCACCGUGACCUGCCCCAUGUCUGGGAAGCCGCUGCGCAUGUCUGACCUGACACCCGUGCGCUUCACGCCGCUGGACAGCUCCGUGGACCGCGUGGGGCUCAUCACACGCAGCGAGCGCUACGUGUGCGCUGUGACCCGCGACAGCCUGAGCAACGCCACGCCUUGCGCUGUGCUGAGGCCCUCUGGGGCUGUGGUCACCCUGGAGUGCGUGCAGAAGUUGAUUCGGAAAGACAUGGUAGACCCCGUGAACGGGGAGAAGCUGACCGACCGGGACAUCAUCGUGCUGCAGCGGGGCGGCACCGGCUUCGCGGGCUCCGGAGUGAAGCUGCAGGCUGAGAAGUCCAGGCCGGUGAUGCAGGCCUGAGUGCACAGGAGACCAAAUAAACAGGCUUGGACUCA
Neofelis nebulosa (Clouded leopard) is the source of this 1057-nucleotide messenger RNA. It is a transcript of the gene NOSIP, whose product is annotated as nitric oxide synthase interacting protein. Gene Ontology annotation, molecular function: ubiquitin protein ligase activity. The record is from RefSeq and is a predicted model, not a curated record. The coding region runs from base 117 to 1022 and encodes 301 amino acids. Gene Ontology annotation, cellular component: nucleus. Lineage: Eukaryota; Metazoa; Chordata; Mammalia; Carnivora; Felidae. The transcript is spliced from 9 exons.